AUGUCUCAAUUCAAAAAUUAUAGGAAUGUCAGUAAAUCAGGAAAAUCACUAAAUUGUACUGUAGAAGAAAUGCACAAGUUUUGGGAAGUGAGUAUUGUUGCAGCACUUAUAGGUAUACCACGUCUAAGAAUGUGCUGGGAGAGGAAAAGUAGGUACCCACUAGUUGCAGACAAUGUUUCAAGAGACAGAUUUUACCUACUGAGGAACAAUAUAAAAUUAGUUUAUGUCAAUGCUGUUAGUGAACAGGAAAAAAAGGGAUAUUUAGAAAACCAUCGGUCAACGGAAAUAUCUAUCGAUGAGCAGAUGAUUCUGUUUCAUGGACAAGUGAAAAUGAAGCAGUAUGUAAAGGGAAAACCUAACCCAGAAGGUUUGAAGAAUUUUGUCAUGGCAAACCGAAAACAAAUUCAGUCUGAAAAAGUGCCCCCUCCAGAGAAGUUGGAUGUAGAAGGCAGAGUCGUGUUGAAACUUAGUGAUACAUUGACACUAAAGCCAACAAUUUAUGUUAAUAGAUAUUUUACUUCUGUUCCCCUCCUCACAAAGUUACUGAGAGACAGGAACAUUACUGCCAUUGGCACAAUAAUGCUGAGUCACAUCCCCAGAAGUAUACAGUUUGAGGAAGAUGCAACAAUGAGAAAAACAAGAGGCAGCCAUGAUCAGGUGGUAAGGAAUGACGGGAACCUAACAAUUAUCAAAUGGUUUGACAAUCGAGCGAUUUAUUUGGCUUCAACAGAAUCAGGUGUUGAGCCAAUUCUAAAAUGCACUCAAUGGUCUAAAAAAGAGAAAAAGUACAUUGAAGUUCCUCGCCCAUGUGUAGUAAAGGCAUACAAUACUUACAUGGGAGGUGUUGACCUGUUACAUAGGAUGGUGGGAAAGUAUGGCAUGAGAGCCUGA
Molecule: messenger RNA, 891 nt
Organism: Schistocerca gregaria
Lineage: Eukaryota; Metazoa; Arthropoda; Insecta; Orthoptera; Acrididae
Product: piggyBac transposable element-derived protein 3-like
Exons: 3
Coding region: 1-891 (296 amino acids)
Source: RefSeq, a predicted model, not a curated record